Vicia villosa (hairy vetch) is the source of this 1810-nucleotide messenger RNA. RefSeq names its product F-box/LRR-repeat protein 13-like. The transcript is spliced from 4 exons. Bases 1 to 1596 code for a protein of 531 amino acids. Lineage: Eukaryota; Viridiplantae; Streptophyta; Magnoliopsida; Fabales; Fabaceae. The record is from RefSeq and is a predicted model, not a curated record. Gene Ontology annotation, molecular function: protein binding.
AUGUCUGAUUUUAUCCAAGAGGACAUGAUUCGAGAUAAAACGAAAAGAAGAAGACAUUAUGAGGAUGGAAAUAAACAAGAAGGUGAAGACAGGCUCAGUGACUUGCCCGAUUGUAUUGUCCUUCACAUUUUGUCAUUUUUGAAUACCAAACAUGUUGUUCAAACUUGCGUUUUGUCCACCAGAUGGAAACAUCUCUGGAAACACAUUCCAUCUAUUAUACUGCACCCUUUAAGAUUUACCACUAACAACCAUUUUGUCGCAUUUGUGUCUAACAUUUUGUCUAUCCGUCAUAACUCAACUGCGCUUCAUGUUCUUGACCUUAUAUGUCCGGCUGAUAUCGAGCCUCAACUCGUUAAAAGGAUUUUAAACUAUGUUUUUUCCCAUAACACCCAUCUCCAACAAUUACGAAUCGGUGUUUGUGGUGAUAUUCCUUUCGUUCUCCGCUGUGUUUCUUCAUGUCACGCUCUUACAUCUCUUUGGCUUUCACUUUACUCUAAUGAUAAUGAUGGUAGUAAUACAAGACCAUUAUUUCCAAAAUCUUUGAAUAUGCCAUCAUUGACCACCUUAAACCUAACAAAUUUUGUCUUUUCUGGUGGUGACCCUUUUUUGGGCUUUACCAAGUUGAAUAGUUUGGUCAUUCUUAGUUGUUUUGUAAAGGAUGUACAAAUCCUCAACAUAUCAAAUGACUCACUUGUCAAUUUGGCUAUACGUCAUAGUCAACUUGCCAUUGUACCAAUCCUCAACAUAUCAAGUGAGUCACUUGUCGAUUUGGUUAUGCAUAAUAAUGCAUUUGACAUUGCCAAAAUCCACUUAUCUACUCCGAGCCUUUGUAGCUUUACUUUUACUAGCAGCCGUGUUCCUAAAAUAUAUGGGAGCGGUCUUUCUUCAGUUAAACAAGUGAUUAUUGAACCAUGCGUGCUUUCAAAUUGGGUGAAGUAUCCUCUUCAUCUUUUCAACUGGCUCCUAGACUUUGUCAAUGUAAAAUCAUUGACAGUUACUUCAAGUACUCUUCAGAUUCUCUCCUUACUUCCUAAUUUAUUGGAAGUUAAGCUCCCUUCUUUGUUUAACCUGAAGUCAUUGGAAGUAGAACUGAUACCAAUUCAUUUUGGAUCACUAGAAUAUUUAAUGGAAAAGGCCAUGUUAAAGAAAGCUACUGCCAAGUCACUUAAAGAAGCUGCAAAGUUAAGAAAGGAAUUUAAAGGUUUGAAACCACCUCCCAUACAUGAUGGAAUGGUUGAUUUCUUGCUACAAAACUCUCCAUCGGCACAAGUUAACAUCACAACAAAGUAUGACGAUUGUUUUAAUCUUAAGCAGGUUGCAGAAUCUGUAAAGGGCACGGAGAACACUUGCUAUCGUUCACAAUUUGCCGUGCCUGCCACCCCCACUUCUGCUUCUGCCGCUGCACCAGCCUCUGCUGCACCACCCGGUCUUUAUCUCUGUCACGCUGAAAAUAUGGCAACUAAGGUUGACAGCAGUGAAUCAACUCUUUGGCCUGACACAUACAGUUUUCUUGUACUGUAUUUAUCAUUAUACUUUCACGCAAGCCUCAUACGCUAUCAAAUUUUUCAUCCUAACCGCUACAAUACUGCAGUUUAGAAUCAUGGUCUCAAUUUUGAGCGUACCUGACAUAUUGGUGUUUCCAGCUAGCUUUUUCAAUUUAGGAUAAUGAUUAUUUGAUACACCAUUGUGAAGAUGUUUAAGAAAAAAUAAAACAGAAAUAAAAAUGAGAGAUGUUGUAAGAUGCUGGCUGGACCUGUAAUAUUCCUGUUAAACAAGUUUCCUUAAAGUUUAGAAGGAUAAGUAAUGUAAC